CAUGUUUACAUGGAGAGCCUCCAAAAAGUCAGUGUCAAUUAAGAUGGCGCUGGACAUAAAAAGGAUGGUGAUGAAGAACAUGUUUUUUGUUUGUGUGUCACUUCUGGCGCUCAGUGUUGAAGUUUACUGUCAGUCACAGUUUCUUCGCUGGUGUGUGGCAGAGAACGGCAUCUGCCAUCGUGACAGAGAAUGCUGCGAUAAAAUGACUUGUAGUGACCAUUUUGGCGUCGGUAAGUGUAUACCACUGACAUCGUCAGCCCCAGUUCCCUCAACAUGGCCCCAGACAGGCUUUCAGACUUGGCCUCAGACAUGGCCCUGCACGCACACCUGGCUACCUCUGUACCCUCCUUGGUGCGUGCCGAUCAAGAAAAAGAAGAAGAAAAAGAAGAAGAAAACCAAGAUUUUCAUUAGAGUUUGUGGGGAUCUCAUGGGAAUGGAUGUUAAGGCCAAAAAAAAGGACAUUUUAUUAAAACGAAUGACAUGCAAAGAGAUGAAAAAAACGUUUAAAACAUGGAGAAAAUGAAGGAAAAGUAACUUCCAAUCAAAUUUUUUGAAAACCAAAGACAGCCAAUCGUUUCACCUAAUAACGUCAGGCUCGAUCCACAGUUUUCUCGCCUUCAUGCAGUGCAAACUAGAGCGGUGAACGCCAUUGAUUUUGCAUUUCGUUAAGAAAAGGAGACGAAGUGCAAUAGAAUGCUCAAUAGCUGUCGUUACUUUGUAUGGGAACAUAACUAAGACGAGAUCAGUGGUGAAAAGCCGUUUGAUACCAAUGAGAAUAAAAGUUAAGACGUUGAUGAGAUCACGGUAGCAGCACCAGCUAUUCAUUAUUUACGGUUUGGUUGAUAAUUCUUCUUUGAUGGGAAUCGGAGAAAAACAAAUGAGAAAGUGUGUCAUAUACAGUAGAAUUAAUAAGUAAGUAAAAAGAAAACGAU
This is a messenger RNA of Stylophora pistillata, 932 nucleotides long. RefSeq lists its product as uncharacterized. Lineage: Eukaryota; Metazoa; Cnidaria; Anthozoa; Scleractinia; Pocilloporidae. The record is from RefSeq and is a predicted model, not a curated record.